AUGUGGCAUCAUCUUCCUUUCUUCAUCACCAUUUUGUUUCUCUUGCAGAUUCAGGUUGCAGCUGAAGCAAAUCAGACAGACAAUUCCAAUGACGUCCUCUUGACUUCUCAGCUCGGUCCUUAUCCUGUCACCAUUAACGAGUACGAGAUCAAAACCAAUCGUACAGAUCCACUCGCGCCCACACCUCAGCUCCGCAAUUUGAUGAUCACUGUUCAUCGUCCUGCUUCAAAGAACUUUACCUGUCCAACACAAAACCAAGCACGCAUUCCUUAUGCACCGCCUGAAGUUCUGAAAGCUCUCGAUGAUCUGUUGUUGUCGACUGGUAAUUCAUCUUUGGAUACUGGUGGAGCCGCGGUUGCAGCUUUAGGUCGACUACAGAUUCUCAAUUGCACCUCUUCAGACAUUUCUGCUUCAUCCAAGAAUCCCAUCUUAUUGUUCGGCCCUGGUUUGAAAGCAACACAUCACGUUUACACUGGAAUUACUAUGGCCUCUGCAUCUUUUGGCUAUACCGUUGUUGCUUUGGACCAUACGUACGAAUCGGCUGCGGUUGUCUUUCCGGACGGAUCUGUGAAUUAUACUAGCCCAAUUGGUCUCAAGCUUAGUGAAGAUGAAGAUCAACCAAAAGGAUUUGAAACAAUUCAAAAUAUUCGUACAGCUGAUGUUGCAUCCGUACUUGAUGCUAUCGAAAAAGGUGAAAUUCCAGGUAUUCCAAAAGGUAAAAAACAAAUUGCAAUGUAUGGACAUUCAUUAGGCGGAAGUACGGCUACAAAUGCUGCUCUCAAGGACAAGCGAAUCAAAGCAGCUGUAAAUUUGGAUGGUACCUUUUAUGGAGCGCCGAACAGAACAACGAUUCACAAGCCAUUACUCAUGGUAGGCGGUGCAGAUGAAUGGAAACCAAUCUUUUCAAAAUCACGAGGUUGGAAAACAUGGGUGAAGGUUGAUAACACAGAGCAUUAUGGUUACACUGAUUUGCCACAAAUUGCUGAUUUGAUGAAUGUGCGCGAUAAAGCUAUUCCACUUUCUUUAACUGGCACGAUCAACAGUCAACGCUUGCAAGUCAUCGUCAGUAGCUACACAAACCACUUCUUUGAUCUUUUCCUUCGUGGUGAAAAAUCUAAGUUCCUCCAAGGUCCAAGAGCAAAUUUCCCAGAUGUACCAUUCAUCGGACAUAGCCAGCCAAAAGACUGA
Meira miltonrushii is the source of this 1188-nucleotide messenger RNA. RefSeq lists its product as uncharacterized. Bases 1 to 1188 code for a protein of 395 amino acids. Gene Ontology annotation, molecular function: 1-alkyl-2-acetylglycerophosphocholine esterase activity. The record is from RefSeq and is a predicted model, not a curated record. The transcript has a single exon. NCBI's taxonomy places the organism in Eukaryota, Fungi, Basidiomycota, Exobasidiomycetes, Exobasidiales, Brachybasidiaceae.